AUGGCUUUCGAUCUUUCCUGGCCUUAUCUAAUCGUUAGUUGUAUUUUUGCUUCUUUAGCAAGAGCAUCCAAUAUCUCAGAUGUAUAUCCCCCUCUGUGGAAAGAGAGUCCUGGUCAGUUCAGUGACUAUAAGAUAGAAAAUGGAAAGUAUACCAUUAACUUCUGGCAUUAUCCUGAGAGAUUGGGGACGUACAAAAUCCUACUGAACAAGACAGCCAAAUAUUUUGCAAAAUUUUCACCAGAAAAUGAACAAAAUAUUUUAUGGGGAUUGCCUGUACAUCAUGGAUGGCAAUAUCAGACAGGCAGAUUAGCCGAUCCCACAGAAAGUACAGACUGUGGCCGUAAGUCUGGGGAUCAUCUGUGCAUCUCUGUGGACAGUUGGUGGGCUGAUCUUAAUUAUUAUCUCUCUGCAAUGCCCUUCCUUGCUGCGGUUGAUUCUGGUAUAAUGGGGAUACCAUCAGACAAAGUCACCUUUCUGCCACCGCCCAAGGAUCAGAUGAAUUUUUGUUACAAUGUUUCUAGCUGUCAUUCAUCCUUUCCAGAAGCAAUGAAAAAGUGGAAUGAAUUUUACCAGCACGUGAAGUCACAUUCUAGUUCCUUUGAUGGCCUGUUGGAGUACUUAUGGGCUGCACAUGUCUCAUCUUUGGAGAUUGCUAGUAAAAACUUUCACAAUAGAUUAAAAUACUAUUCUAAACAAGAAGCUGAUUUUGAAAGAAGCUGGGCUUUAUUUGUGGAUUAUUUAGCUCCACCACUCUUUCCUACAACCUUAAUUAGAACAUACGAAUUCCAGAAGGAGCUGCCAAAACGCAUGCUUAUGAAUGAGGAUAGAGCCCCCUUCAUCCGUGACUUUAGUGGCUUUCAGAACACAGUCCUGUUUGCUCUAAGUGUUCUCCACAAAGUACAUAAGUACACAGGUACAUUAUCUUUUGUUUUAUGGAAAACUUUAAUGAAGUCAACAGUUGCAAGGAAACUGUUUCUAGAGAUUUUGGAAUUCAUCCUUCAUUCUUUCAACUAA
This is a messenger RNA of Prionailurus viverrinus (fishing cat), 1014 nucleotides long. RefSeq names its product protein LEG1 homolog. The record is from RefSeq and is a predicted model, not a curated record. NCBI's taxonomy places the organism in Eukaryota, Metazoa, Chordata, Mammalia, Carnivora, Felidae. The transcript is spliced from 6 exons. The coding region runs from base 1 to 1014 and encodes 337 amino acids.